Sus scrofa (pig) is the source of this 1565-nucleotide messenger RNA. RefSeq names its product purine nucleoside phosphorylase (gene PNP). Gene Ontology annotation, cellular component: cytoplasm. Lineage: Eukaryota; Metazoa; Chordata; Mammalia; Artiodactyla; Suidae. The record is from RefSeq and is a predicted model, not a curated record. Gene Ontology annotation, biological process: nucleoside metabolic process. Gene Ontology annotation, molecular function: purine-nucleoside phosphorylase activity.
GCCGCCCAUCCCGGUGUUAGUCGCCCAGUGGGGGCAGACAAUCAUUGCUCCGAAUCCGUCCAAAGAUAUCACUAAAAAACUUUUCUCCUUGUCGCGGUUAUAAUUGGCCUCUCAUUGGCUUAAGGCUUCCCUUCCCUGGCCCUGCGAUCCUUGGGGCGCAACUUUACUGCCCCGAACUUGGCGCCGGAACCCGGGGGCGUGGCUCAAAAAGCAGCAAUGAAAGAGUGCGGGAGUUUGGACUCUUCUAAGCACCAGCAGGAGGAACGAUUCACAUUCGAAGAUUAUCAGAACACUGCAAAAUGGCUUCUGUCUCACACCAAGCACCGACCUCAAGUGGCAGUGAUCUGUGGUUCUGGGUUGGGAGGUCUGACUGACAGACUGACUGAGACUCAGAUCUUUAACUACAGUGAAAUACCGAACUUUCCCAGAAGUACAGUGCCAGGUCAUGCUGGUCGACUGGUGUUUGGGAUCUUGAAUGGAAGAGCCUGUGUGAUGAUGCAGGGCAGGUUCCACUUGUAUGAAGGCUACCCGCUCUGGAAGGUGACUUUCCCAGUAAGGGUUUUUCAGCUUCUGGGUGUGGACACCCUGGUGGUCACCAAUGCAGCUGGAGGACUGAACCCCAGGUUCGAGGUUGGAGAUAUCAUGCUGAUCCGCGAUCACAUUAACCUGCCCGGUUUCUGCGGUGAGAACCCUCUCAGAGGGCCUAAUGAUGAAAGGUUUGGAGUUCGUUUCCCUGCCAUGUCUGAUGCCUAUGACCGGGACAUGAGACAGAAGGCUCACAGUACCUGGAAAGAAAUGGGGGAGCAGAGGGAGUUACAGGAAGGCACAUACGUGAUGGUGGCAGGCCCCAGCUUUGAGACUGUGGCAGAGUGUCGUCUGUUGCAGAAGCUGGGAGCAGAUGCUGUUGGCAUGAGCACAGUACCAGAAGUUAUAGUCGCAAGGCACUGUGGACUUCGAGUCUUUGGCUUCUCUCUCAUCACUAACAAGGUCAUCUUGGAUUAUGAAUGCCAGAAGAAGGCCAAUCAUGAGGAAGUGCUAGAGGCUGGGAAACAAGCUGCACAGAAAUUGGAACAGUUUGUCUCCAUCCUUAUAGCUGGCAUUCCACCGCCUAAGGCCAGUUAACCAGCCCUAGAGUGGUCUGGCCUCUCCCUUAGGGGACCCAAGGAGGUGCUACCUACUUUGGCCUCUUACUGUGGUCACAGGCCUCUGCCCUUAGGUAGUGGCAAAAAGGAGAGGAAGAUUCCUAUUCAUCACUUUUCCUACUUCUCACACCAGACUUUUCUGAUGCUGGGUCCUCUUUUUCUCAAUUGUCACCUCAAAAAUGAUAUCUACCCCUAUUCCUCUUCAAGAACUGAAGCUCAAGCCUGACCACACAUCCCCAGAUAUGCCCAGGAUUUGACUUGGGGUCAUCGGACUACUGCCAGCUUUUUGAGAUGGUCCUCUCACAUUCCUGAGGACUCCAUUGUUCCCCCUCAAAGUACCGGAGACCACACAAGGAACAGCCCAUAGCUCCUUUUAGAAUUUUAUACUAUCAUAUUUUGAGAAUAAAGAAAGAAAUGAAAUCA